AUGUACUUCGAAAACUUCUUCUAUAAACAAGCCACAAUCUUCAAGUGUACUUCCUGCUUCUUCACCGAAUCAAAUGAUGAUGUUCUGUUGAAGAGCCGCAUGAUGAUAGGCUUAAAGAGUGAUGAAAACAUACUCGCUUCUCAUUGGAAUGAGAGGGUAAUGGGAGAUGAAAUGGGGCAGAAGGGAAAGGAGGAUAAGAAGGAUGGGAAGCCGGAAAGAAAAGGACGACAGAAGAGUGGAGAUCGUAAUGAAGGAAGAACUUGA
Messenger RNA from Sclerotinia sclerotiorum 1980 UF-70, 264 nucleotides. RefSeq lists its product with no specific name. The record is from RefSeq and is a predicted model, not a curated record. Lineage: Eukaryota; Fungi; Ascomycota; Leotiomycetes; Helotiales; Sclerotiniaceae. The transcript is spliced from 2 exons. Bases 1 to 264 code for a protein of 87 amino acids.